AAUAAUGCCUGUGAAUGCAUAUCAGGCACGGGGCACAGCCUCACACACAGUGGGCCACUGUAACCAAAGCUGUCAUGAAACUCUCAGAUAGUACUGUUGUGAGUAGAGAGGGAAAACCAGCUGUAAGUACUACUCGAAUAUAAGUUGUUACUCAUUUCAUGAUGUUAGGUUGGCAAAAGCUGGAGAGUACGGCCUUGUCUUCACUAUGAGGCGUCUGUAAAGUAGGAGUGGAUAUAGACAAGGAACUGGAAAUGGAAAAUGAUAAACCUGGAGCCCCAGAAGAGCCAGAAGUGAGGCCAGACAAACAAGAAGGAACAAAUGAAGGUGAUGCUAAUGAAAGUCCGUUGUUACAGGUUCUGUCCAGCCAUAUGACUCUCCUGGUCCCAGAGUUCUUGGACUCAGCACACACUCAGGAGAAGGCCUUUGUCCAUGAGGCCGGCAACAUACAACACAAGCCUGCAGAGGAGUUCGAAGUCCCACAGCCCCCAGACACGUUCCUGCCAGAGCAGAGUGGUGACAUCUCCAAUUCCUCAGCAAAAACCAUGCAGCCCAAGGAAAGUGACACCCUCAGUUCUUCAGCAAAAAGCAUUACACCCAAGCAGGCUGACACCCCCAAUACCUCAGCAAAAACCAUGCAGGCUGACACCCCCAAUUCCCAAGCAAAAACCAUCCUGCCCAAGCAGGCUGACACUCCCAAUUCCCCAGCAAAAACCACGCAGGCUGACACUCCCAAUUCCCCAGCAAGAACCAUGCAGGCUGACACCCCCAAUUCCCAAGCAAAACCCAUCCCACCCAAGCAGGCUGACACUCCCAAUUCCCCAGCAAAAACGAUGCAGGCUGACACCCCCAAUUCCCGAGCAAAAACCAUCUCACCCAAGCAGGCUGACAUCCCCAACUCCCCAGGAAAAACCGUCCCACCCAAGCAGGGUAACACCCCCAAUUCACCAGCAAAAACCAUCCCAUUAAAGCAGGGUAACAUCCCCAAUUCGCCAGCAAAAUCCAUUCUGAGAAAGCAGAGCAACAUCCCCAAGUUCUCAGCAAAAACCAUCCUGCCCAAGCAGGGCAACACUCCCGAGUCCUCAGAAGGAACCAUCCAGCCCAAGGAGGGCGACACCCCCAAGUCCUCAGAAGGAACCAUCCGGCCCAAGGAGGGCAACACCCCCAAGUCCUCAGAAGGAACCAUCCGGCCCAAGGAGGGUGACACCCCCAAGUCCUCAGAAGGAACCAUCCAGCCCAAGGAGGGCGACACCUCCAAGUCCUCAGAAGGAACCACUCAGCUGGUAGAAGGGGACAUCCCGAAGCCGGCAGAAACAACAGUGGAGCUCCUGGAGGCUGACAUGGUGAAAGUGAUCCUGAGCAAGGAGGACUUCAAGCUGGCGCUCCAGGAGGCUGGGGAGAGGCUGGUGGCCGUGGACUUCUCUGCCAUGUGGUGUGGACCUUGCAGGACCAUCAAGCCUCUUUUCCGUUCCCUGUCUGUGAAACACGACGAUGUGGUGUUCCUGGAAGUGGAUGCAGAUGACUGCGAGGAGCUGGUGAAAGACCUCGAGAUCUCUUGCAUCCCAACCUUUCAGUUUUACAAAAAAGAAGAAAAGGUGGGGGAAUUUUGUGGCGCCCUUAAGGAAAAACUCGAAACAGUCAUUGCAGAAUUAAAAUAAUCAUGUAUUCUGCAA
Messenger RNA from Equus caballus (horse), 1670 nucleotides. RefSeq names its product thioredoxin domain containing 2 (gene TXNDC2). The record is from RefSeq and is a predicted model, not a curated record. NCBI's taxonomy places the organism in Eukaryota, Metazoa, Chordata, Mammalia, Perissodactyla, Equidae.